Erythranthe guttata (spotted monkey flower) is the source of this 790-nucleotide messenger RNA. RefSeq names its product CURVATURE THYLAKOID 1A-like protein. The record is from RefSeq and is a predicted model, not a curated record. Gene Ontology annotation, cellular component: chloroplast thylakoid membrane; thylakoid. Lineage: Eukaryota; Viridiplantae; Streptophyta; Magnoliopsida; Lamiales; Phrymaceae.
AAAGAUAUUUUGUUGUGCCAAAAUAAUUUGCAACAAAAAAAUAGUUCUUUUUCAGAAGAGAUAAGAGAAACGGAGGCUAAAGCAAUUUCAGUGAGAUAAUUUGUUGGGUUAAACAGAGCUCAAGAAAAUGGCAGCGGCAGCUUCCACUUCCAUGGCGGCCACCGCCGUGUUGAUGCACCGCCUACCCGCCGCCACCACUCACGCCGCCGUCUUCUCUCCUUUGCCUAACCGCCGCCGCACCCCAUUCAAGCCACUCAAAGAUCAAAUGAGGUCAACUCGGGUUCUGGUCAAGGCUUCUUCAUCGGACGAGUCAACUUUCGAUCCAAAUGAAUUGUUCACAGACCUAAAGGAAAAGUGGGACGGAGUUGAAAACAAGUCAACGGUACUUCUUUACGGAGGUGGUGCAGUUGUCGGAGUUUGGUUGGCUUCAGUUGUAGUUGGUGCAGUCAACUCAGUCCCUUUGCUCCCAAAGGUGUUGGAGUUGGUUGGGCUUGGAUACACUGGAUGGUUCGUGUACCGUUACCUUCUUUUCAAGUCGAGCAGAAAAGAGCUAGCGACAGAUAUCGAAGCACUAAAGAAGAAGAUCGCUGGUACCGAGUAAACGAACUGUCGCCACAUCAUCAUCUCGACUUCGGAUUAAUGAAUCUUUAAUUUAUAUAUGUACUAUUUAUAAGAGGUACUUGGUGUUUGAAGUGUAGAAUAGGUUCAUCUUGUAUUUGUUUUUCACUCUUAAAUUUUGUCAUAUUUUGAAUAAUAAUAAUAAUAAUAAUGUUUACUUCCAUUUUCUAGA